This is a messenger RNA of Phycodurus eques (leafy seadragon), 680 nucleotides long. It is a transcript of the gene tbca, whose product is annotated as tubulin cofactor a. The transcript has 4 exons. The record is from RefSeq and is a predicted model, not a curated record. Gene Ontology annotation, molecular function: beta-tubulin binding. The coding region runs from base 61 to 387 and encodes 108 amino acids. Gene Ontology annotation, biological process: post-chaperonin tubulin folding pathway; tubulin complex assembly. Lineage: Eukaryota; Metazoa; Chordata; Actinopteri; Syngnathiformes; Syngnathidae. Gene Ontology annotation, cellular component: cytosol; microtubule cytoskeleton.
UGCUAGCUUGCCUGCAGCAACGCAACAACAUCGCUACAAUAAAUCACACCACCCGGAGCCAUGGCCGACCCAAGAAUACGACAGAUUAAGAUCAAAACCGGCGUUUUGAAGCGGCUGGCCAAAGAGGAGGCGUCGUACAGGACGGAAGCCAAGCAGCAGGAGGAGAAAAUCGAGCAGUUGAAGGCGGCGGCGGCUGACAGUUUCCUCAUCAAGCAACACGUGGCGAGCUUGCAGGAGACACUCAUGAUGAUCCCGGACAGCCGACGUCGCAUGACCAUCGCCCACGGCGACCUGCUGCAGCUGCUGGAAGCGGAGGAGGAAUUGUCCGAGUCGGCCGAGUACCAGGAAGCCAAAAGCGUGUUGGAAUCUGUCAAGUUGGAGGCGUGAUGUCUGUGUUCUCACCGUGAGCUUGCUUUAAACGUUCAUUCCUUUCUUCUUCUUUUUUUUUUUUUUUGGUACGGAUCCGCCUCCACGUUGACCAUCGUUCUUUAUUCUGCCGCCACUUUUUAUGCUCCAAUCAAUGCGACUCUCUUUAUUUGCCUAUAAAUUGUCUUGUUGCUCUGAUUACGUUGUCGGACAAAUAUACUGCAGAUUGACUUGAAACACUCUCAUUUGUCUUGUCUUUUCUGCAACAUUUUGAUGCUGUCAAUAAACUGGGCAUGUAUUUAAAAUUCCUCAAA